UCCGUUUGUGCGGGCACCAACAACAGCACGAGCUCUGCUUCACUGUAGGCGACUCUCACGUCACAUCGCUGGCUCCCAAUCCUGGUCCCCAUCGACAACUCAGGCAUGCAGGUACUAAGCGUGGGUUGUUCCCCGCUUGCCGGGGGACCCGUUUGAUAUCCUCCCCGAAUCUCCGAACCUCCUCACCCGCACCGGGCCUACGACAAGCCUCCGCAGGCUUUGGUGUGUUUACUGUAACUACAAAAAGCCCAUAUAAGCGCCAAUCUCGCGCGUGCCUAGGCGCCAAAUAUGCACUAAGGUAGGCUCCAUGUCCCACCUCCCCGAAUAUCGCCCAUGCCUCAGUUUUCGGCGUUGCGUAUGCCGUUGAGCCGUGGGUUUUUGGAGAUUAUACUUGUACAUGAGGAGCGCAUCGUGACCUACAAAGUUCGGCAGAUAUGGAUGGCAUCUUUGCCGCAUCGUGUUUUGCAAGCUCAAAUGUGCAAAUGACCCAAGAGAAAAUACACUGCGAAGUGAGAGCUCCCCUCUAUUCCGCCUCGCGAGACAUGUCCGAGCGAGUGAGAACCCUUUUGGACUUGUCAUACCGGACGGCCGUCGGUCUUUCGGGCCAAGUUGCAGGUCUAGGCCGUUCUCAAAUGCUCAAAAAAUGACGCGUUACAGACUGCGAUGAGGAGCUGUUGCUGAUUGGAUCUCGAGAGACUGGAAGCUACACGACGCUGAUCCCCCCACGGAUGUCUGCAUUCUGUUCACACCCACAUGUUUGAACACGGUGGCAGGUGGUGCUCCUCUGGAUUCCAUGUUCUCAAGGCUCGAAAUCCUCACCGCGGGUUUUUUUCGUUUCAUUUUUCCCGUUCACAUCGUCUGUGUCGAUAAGGCAUCGAAUCGAGCGGCGGCCGGAGCGUCAUCGAGGUAUGAUAUGAAGUG
This is a messenger RNA of Trichoderma asperellum CBS 433.97, 921 nucleotides long. Lineage: Eukaryota; Fungi; Ascomycota; Sordariomycetes; Hypocreales; Hypocreaceae. The record is from RefSeq and is a predicted model, not a curated record.